AUGGUCGCGUCCCAAUUCCCCGUCGACAAAUUGAGCGUCACUUUGUCGCCUACUGCAUGCACUUUGGCUGAUAUUCAGUGGAUUGGUUGGGGAAUCUCCCAAUCUAGAAAUGGGUGCUAUGAUGUCGUUCGAUCCUCUGAUACAGCUUCGACAAAACACUCAUUGCGGUUAUUCUUGCUUCAAGAUCAUAAGAGCCCUGUAAACACGCCCGUUUCCGCCGUAUUUGGUAUCAUCUUGGAGAAACUCCGUUCCGAUCACGAAGCCAAGGCGCUUGUAGAGGUCCACCCCGUCCUUCAUAGCAUGUAUGAAGAUGGCAAGGCCCAAUUCUUCGUCUUUUGA
Molecule: messenger RNA, 339 nt
Organism: Colletotrichum paranaense
Lineage: Eukaryota; Fungi; Ascomycota; Sordariomycetes; Glomerellales; Glomerellaceae
Exons: 2
Coding region: 1-339 (112 amino acids)
Source: RefSeq, a predicted model, not a curated record